GUGCUUGCAAGCUCAGUCACAUUCCCGUUGAGACACCGACCUGGCAGUAUUUAUCCGCCACGUGAUCUCUCCAGCCAAGCACCACCUCACACACUUCGUACCUCAAAAAAAAAAAAAAAAACCACCUGUCGAUUUUCCAAAUUCACAUAGUCAAUUAAAAAUUAAUAACAGCAACAAAAUGGUUUCAGUCCGAGUUAUGGCAUGUUUUGGAAUAGUUCUCAUAACUCUUGUUCACUGGUCAACAAGUUACCCAACGGUUGAUAAGGAGAGUCUUCAAAAUGAACUUGAAGCUUACGACGAUAAUGGACCCGAGAACGCUGCAUUGUUGUACAAACUUUUGAGACGACUUGGAACGCAGUUGGCUGUUGGUGAAUUGCAACGAAAACGCAGUUACUGGAAGCAGUGCGCCUUUAAUGCGGUGUCAUGCUAUGGCAAGUAGGCUAAAACAGAGAAUAAAAGAGCAAAAUUAUAACAACAAACAAAAAAAAAGAAUUCCGUCUUUCUCUCAUUCCCCUUUUGUCGUCCAGUCUUUAACUAUAAUAAAUCAAUGUACUUCCAAUUCUUAUUUAAUAAAAAGAACAACAUACCAUUUUCAUUCCACUUUAAAAUUGUAUACACGUGAGAAGUAUUUCUGAAAAAAAAAGAAAUUAUUAAUGAAAGAACCAAAAAAAAAAAAAAAAUGAGAAACAAAUAAAAAUCAGAUCCCAAAGAAAAAUAGAUUUUUUCCU
Molecule: messenger RNA, 728 nt
Organism: Leptopilina heterotoma
Lineage: Eukaryota; Metazoa; Arthropoda; Insecta; Hymenoptera; Figitidae
Product: allatostatin C-like
Exons: 3
Coding region: 179-439 (86 amino acids)
Source: RefSeq, a predicted model, not a curated record